GUGAAAGAGAAUCACAGUGCAGAAACAGUGAUCGUAAUGGUCUUGGAGUCCACAAACACGUAUCAGGGCAAAAAUCAUUCAUGCAAGUUCACCAAGAGCUGGAGGAAGAAUUGGGGCGUCCUGUGUCAUAUGGAGAAGUGUUUAUGCAAACACACACAAGAGCAGAUGGUACUUUUGUGGAUGCUAAAGCCAAACAAGUAGCUGAGGUCUAUAAUAAGAGCAUAGAAGAGAGACUGUCUGAACUGGAUGAAGAUGGUGUAGACGCUUCAGAUGAUUCCUCUCAGCAGUCAACUCACCGGACUCUCACCAUUGAAGAAAAGAAUGAACUCUUUCUUAAGUGUACUGAAACAGAUGUGAAGGGGAACUAUUUUGGCAUUGGAUCUCUUAAGGUGACCCUUAAGAAAGGGAAAAGAAAAGAAAGCUAUGCUAGCAGCUCUUCUUCCUCCAUUACUAAGCUUCAUGAUCAACUUCGUCAAAAGAUGGCUGAGCACGACGUAGAGAAUGCUCGAAUUGCAAACUUGGAGAGGCUGGUAAUGUAUUGGAAAGAGAGUGAUCCUGCCUUUGCAGCUUUUGUUGCAUCUCAGCCACAACCAACUGCACCAGCCACCACAGCAGCUGCCAAUGCAACAGCCACCGCCAAUGGACCAGCCACAGCCGCCACUGCACAAAACAAAGCAGAAGAAAUGGCUGGAGAAACCAAUCCAGCCACUGCACCAACAGGAACCGUCGCAGCCACACCGACACCUUCUCCAUCAUUCUAA
Arabidopsis lyrata subsp. lyrata is the source of this 761-nucleotide messenger RNA. RefSeq lists its product as uncharacterized. The record is from RefSeq and is a predicted model, not a curated record. NCBI's taxonomy places the organism in Eukaryota, Viridiplantae, Streptophyta, Magnoliopsida, Brassicales, Brassicaceae. The transcript is spliced from 3 exons. Bases 81 to 761 code for a protein of 226 amino acids.